AUGCUCGAAGCGCAGUGGAAGCCAUGUUGGAGCUACAUUGGAUUCGGGCUGGGAUUUUUUGACGCCGUAUGUUUUUCUUAAAAGAAAACCAGUUUUCGUACUUUUGUCGGGGUUCGUCAGCCGGGCUCGAUUGUAAACGAUGAACUCCAGUGUCGACCUGUCCAGGCGGAAUCCGCAGGAGGAUUUUGAGCUGAUCCAGCGGAUAGGAAGCGGCACAUACGGAGAUGUAUACAAGGCUCGUAACGUAAACACAGGGGAGCUGGCUGCUAUCAAAGUCAUCAAACUGGAACCGGGGGAGGACUUUGCUGUCGUCCAGCAGGAGAUCUUAAUGAUGAAGGAUUGUAAACACUCUAACAUCGUUGCCUAUUUUGGCAGCUAUCUCCGAAGGGAUAAAUUAUGGAUCAGCAUGGAGUAUUGUGGAGGUGGUUCUCUGCAGGAUAUAUAUCAUGUAACCGGGCCUCUGUCAGAGUCGCAGAUAGCCUACAUGUCGCGGGAAACCCUGCAGGGUUUAUAUUACCUACACAGUAAAGGCAAAAUGCACAGGGAUAUUAAGGGAGCCAACAUCCUCUUGACAGACAACGGCUACGUUAAACUUGCUGAUUUUGGCGUGUCGGCCCAGAUCACAGCCACUCUCGCCAAGAGAAAGUCAUUCAUUGGAACGCCUUACUGGAUGGCUCCGGAGGUGGCAGCAGUGGAGAGGAAGGGGGGCUACAAUCAGCUGUGUGACAUCUGGGCAGUGGGCAUUACUGCAAUUGAGCUGGCAGAACUACAGCCGCCCAUGUUUGACCUGCACCCGAUGAGGGCUCUGUUCUUGAUGACCAAGAGUAACUUCCAGCCUCCGAAGUUGAAAGAUAAACUCAAGUGGACGAAUAACUUCCAUCAUUUUGUGAAAUUAGCUCUUACCAAGAACCCAAAGAAGAGGCCUACGGCAGAGAAACUGCUGCAGCACCCGUUCGUCUCCCAGCCUCUCAGCAGGACGCUUGCGAUCGAGCUGCUGGACAAGUCCAACAACCCCGACCACAGCACGUACAACGACUUUGAUGACGACGAGCCUGAGCCCGAGUCUCCGGUCUCGGUUCCUCAUCGGAUCCGCUCCACCAGCAGGAGCACGAGGGAAGGAAAGACCCUGUCCGAGAUAAACUUCGGACAAGUGAAGUUUGAUCCUCUUCUGAGAAAGGAGACAGAACCUCAUCACGAGCCGUGUGAUUCUGAGCCCUAUCUGGACUGUGUUGAGGAGCUCUACUAUACCGCGAGAUCUAAUCUGGACUUGCAGUUGGAGUAUGGCCAUGAUUCACCAAGUUUUCUGGCAGGAAACAAAAGCCUUCUCAAGUCUGUCGAGGAGGAACUUCAGCAGAGGGGCCAUGUUGCACACUUAGGGGAUGAUGAGGAUGAGGAUGAUGAUGGUGCAGAUGAUGAUGAAACUCACACUCACAAAUCAAGCACUAUCAAGAGGCCAAAGGAGCCACCCCCACUCCCUCCGAAGCCUAAGUCUCUCAGCUCCUCCCAGCACCAGCCUCAACACAAAAACGAUGAUGGCCAAUCGCACAAUGACGACGACGGAGGGGGAACCAUCAAGCGGUGCCCGGCCCCAGAGACGCCGAGCCCCGCCAAGGCGUCCACCAGCGUCCCCCCGCGGCCCCCGCCCCCGAAGCUGCCACCCCACCGCCGCAGCAGCCUAGGUAACGACAGCCCGCAGCGCAAAGACGUGGAAAGCUCUGCCCCAGAGGAUGAUGAUGAUGGAAGCUUUAGGCAUUUCUGGGAGUGGCUCCACACGCCUCACACAGAGGAGGAGCUGGAGGAGGCGUGGGAGGUGCUGAAGGAGGUGAAAGAGGAGCAGGAAAAGGAAGAGAGUAAUGGACUGAACUCUCCCCAUAAUGGUGAGAGAGAAAGUCCUGGAGAGAGGCAGUCCACCAUGCCCCCUAGUGUCCCCGUACGGAAAGACAAGAAGGAUGUUCCCAAGCCUAUCAGUAACGGUCUUCCUCCAACACCGAAGGUCCAUAUGGGCGCCUGUUUCUCCAAGGUGUUCAAUGGCUGUCCUCUGAAGAUCCAUUGUGCCACGUCCUGGAUCAACCCCGACACUAGAGAUCAGUAUUUGAUAUUCGGAGCUGAGGAGGGAAUCUACACGUUAAACCUUAAUGAGCUUCAUGAGACGACGAUGGAGCAGCUCUUCCCUCGGAGGUGUACGUGGUUGUAUGUCAUGAACAAUUGUCUUCUUUCUAUAUCUGGAAAAGCCUCCCAGCUGUACUCCCACAGUCUGUCCGGACUCUUUGAACAGGCCAGACAGCUGCAGAAGCUACCAGUAGCCAUUCCCACACACAAACUCCCUGAUAAGAUUAUCCCAAGGAAGUUUGCUGUUUCCAAUAAGAUUCCAGACACUAAAGGAUGCCAAAAGUGUUGUGUGGUCCGUAACCCGUACACCGGCCAUAAAUACCUGUGUGGAGCCUUCCAGUCCAGUGUCAUGCUGCUGGAGUGGGUGGAGUCCAUGCAGAAGUUCAUGCUCAUCAAGAACAUCGAUUUCCCGUUGCCAUGUCCGUUGGAAGUCUUUGAGAUGUUGGUGGUCCCGGAGCACAUGUACCCUCUGAUCUGCGUGGCGGUCAGCAAAGGAACCGAACUCAACCAGGUGGUCCGGUUCGGCACCGUCAACCCCAAUGCUACCUCCUCCUGGUUCACAGAAGCAGACAUGCCGCAGACAUGCGUGAUCCACGUCACGCAGCUGGAGCGAGACACUAUUCUGGUCUGCCUAGACAGAUGUAUAAAGAUAGUGAACCUCCAGGGCCGGUUAAAAUCCAGCCGGAAGUUGUCCGCUGAGCUCACCUUCAACUUCCAGAUCGAAGCUAUAGUUUGUCUUCAGGACAGUGUUCUGGCCUUCUGGAGACACGGCAUGCAAGGUCGAAGUUUCAAGACUAAUGAGAUCACGCAAGAGAUCUGUGACAACACACGCAUCUUCAGACUACUGGGAUCAGACAGACGAGCUGACGGUAGAGACCCAGACUCUGAGGACAGAGGCCGCUCUCUGCCCAGGGUGGUGGUGUUGGAGAGCCGGCCGACGGACAACCCCACAGCCCACAGCAACCUCUACAUCCUGGCGGGCCACGAGAACAGCUACUGAGUCCCCUCCCCCCUCCUGACCCUCGCACUUUCGCCGCAGCGCCGUCUAAACACCCAACCGCUACCGCAGACAAGGGAACGAUGACACGAGCCGGUAGUCACUUUCAUCCCAGCACCGCAGCUUAACCCCCUUUCGCCCGCCUGCUUGGUAACGUGACCGGGAGACUAGGAGAAUUUGUGAAUGCAGAUGUUUGCACCCUUUUAAACUGCAUCCGUGUGUGUGUGUGUGUAUGUGAAAGGUGUUAGUUCGGGGAGGGACUUCUCUUGGAUUUGUUUAUGUCAAAGCAGAGUCUAAACACUCGGCGUGAAGACGCAGCUUCCCACCUUUCCCUGCAAGACUGCACAUGGAGUAUAGAAACAUCCAGAAUACACACCAAUGCUACACUAGUUCUUCUUGUAAUACUACUGCUGUCUGUGCCGAAGCUUCAUAGAAGGGCCAUUAUGCCCCAGAAAUUCACCCCUGACCCCCUUUUGUCUUUCCUCCAUUUUUUUUGUUUUUUGUUUUAACGGUCCCUUUAUUUAUUGUGGCAUGGCGUAACUUUAUUAACAAGGACGGCUUUCUUCAUUUGUCGUAAAAUGUUUGUUUUAAAGGCCAAAAAAAAAAAAAUUCAAAAAAAGAAACCAGACUAAAAACUUUUGGUUUUUUUGCCACUUUCGCUAACGAUAAAACCCCAGUACCCGUCACUACACCACACAAGUGCUUAUUAAACCCUUAUUUAAUUCUUUGUAAAUACUUUUUUUUUUUUAUGGCAAAGUCAAACACUAAAAGAAAAAGUCUGGUUGUGUAUAUAGGUGUGUCAAUAGCUGCUCUGUCGAACCUUGGAGACACGAAGAGGAGUCCCAGAUUCUCAAAUUUCUUGUUUUUUUUAUGUUUGUUUUGUUUUUAACGUGUGGCGAGGUUCGGUUCUCUUCAGGUGGACGGCUUCAGUAAUCGGACAUUUCCCCGCAAAGAUAUCCCGACGAACACACGCAGGGUGCGGAUGCUCAUUUUCAUCCCGCAUGCAUCAUUUCCUGCCUCAUCACUUGGAGUUCUGCCCCCUUUCAGUUUUUAACGCUGUUUUAUUCAGAAAUAUUGCUCCUAUUUUAUGUUCUUUUUGUUAUUGUUAUUAUUAUUAUUUCCUUUUCUUUUAUUGAACCACUGGUAUUUGAAAUUUGCACAACAAGACGAAAUGUGUUUCAUAAGCAAAUGUGAUGUCAUGAUAGUGUGUGCCUGUAGAUGCAAAGUAUGAACAUGGAAGUGUGUGGUGUGCCGGUCUGGUUAUCAGGAUGAGGUCGCUUUGAAGGAGCAGCAACAAAUAAAUACAACCCAAUAAAUUAAUAAUUUACACAGAAAUAACUUUUGUUAGUUGAUCUCGCGAAAGGCGACUCGUAUCACCGACAACGAAAUACGCCCCUCCUUUUUGAUAUCGACCAGCCUACACCGUCACGCCCAAGCACUCUUUUCCGAUCUGUUCUCGUCAGUAGCAUCGAGGUUUCUGAU
This is a messenger RNA of Xiphophorus hellerii (green swordtail), 4588 nucleotides long. Its product is annotated as mitogen-activated protein kinase kinase kinase kinase 3. Gene Ontology annotation, molecular function: ATP binding; MAP kinase kinase kinase kinase activity. Gene Ontology annotation, cellular component: cytoplasm. Bases 140 to 3109 code for a protein of 989 amino acids. The record is from RefSeq and is a predicted model, not a curated record. NCBI's taxonomy places the organism in Eukaryota, Metazoa, Chordata, Actinopteri, Cyprinodontiformes, Poeciliidae. The transcript has 35 exons. Gene Ontology annotation, biological process: intracellular signal transduction; protein phosphorylation.